Hevea brasiliensis (rubber tree) is the source of this 3015-nucleotide messenger RNA. RefSeq names its product plastid division protein CDP1, chloroplastic. Gene Ontology annotation, cellular component: chloroplast inner membrane. Lineage: Eukaryota; Viridiplantae; Streptophyta; Magnoliopsida; Malpighiales; Euphorbiaceae. The record is from RefSeq and is a predicted model, not a curated record. The transcript has 13 exons. The coding region runs from base 53 to 2701 and encodes 882 amino acids. Gene Ontology annotation, biological process: chloroplast fission.
GGAGCAACGGUUCAAAACAAUCAAACAUUGGGUUUUGGGUUUGAUUUUUAUAAUGCUCUUUCCUCGCUUUGUUUCUGAGAAUUUCCAACGGCGGAAAACAGUUCAAUUUGAGGUUUUCAAGGCCAAAAUGGCAUUGGCUCAUGCGAAAUCCAUAGCAAUUCUUCUUCCUCCUCGUUCUCCUUCCCAUUUCAAAACCAGAUUUCUAAAACAUGUUUUCCCUUUUUGUUUAUCCAAUUCCAGAUUCUCCAUUUCUCUUUCUAGGGUUUUCGACAACGGAGAUUUCACUCCCGCCCGAUCCAUUUUGAGCGCUGCCGUCACUCGCAUUGUGGACAAUGUCCCCGCUCUUACUCCCACCACCACUUCCCCCACCGUUGAAAUCCCCAUCACUUGUUACCAGCUUAUUGGAGUUCCUGAUCAAGCAGAGAAAGAUGAGAUUGUUAAGUCAGUGAUGCAAUUGAAAAGCGCUGAUGUAGAAGAAGGUUAUACCAUGGAAGCUGUUAUAUCUCGCCAGGAUCUUCUAAUGGAUGUUAGAGACAAACUUCUUUUUGAACCUGAAUAUGCUGGCAGUGUGAGGGAGAAGAUCCCACCUAAAGCUUCUCUUCGAAUUCCAUGGGCUUGGUUGUCUGGUGCUCUUUGCCUACUUCAAGAGGCUGGAGAAGACAAAUUAGUGUUGGAUAUUGGCCGAUCAGCUCUCCAGCAUCCUGAUGCUAAGCCAUAUAUCCAUGAUUUGCUUCUAUCUAUGGCAUUAGCAGAGUGUGCAAUUGCUAAGAUUGGUUUUGAGAAGAAUAAAGUGGCCCAUGGAUUUGAAGCACUUGCUCGCGCUCAAUGCCUCCUUAGAAGCAAAAUCUCUCUUGAAAAGGUGGCGUUGUUAUAUGAGAUAGAGGAUUCUUUGGAGGAGCUUGCGCCUGCUUGCACAUUGGAAUUAUUAGGCAUGCCUCAUUCUUCUGAUAAUGCUGAACGGAGACGAGGAGCAAUAGCAGCCUUGCGUGAGUUGCUCAGGCAAGGCCUUGAUGUGGAAACCUCAUGCAGAGUUCAAGAUUGGCCAGGUUUUCUGAACCAAGCACUUAGUAGGCUCAUGGCUAUAGAAAUAGUUGAUCUUCUUCCUUGGGAUGAUUUAGCCCUCAUACGGAAGAAUAAGAAAUCACUUGAAUCACAAAACCAAAGGGUGGUCAUUGACUUUAACUGUUUCUCUGUGGCACUAAUAGCUCAUAUUUCUGUUGGUUUUUCAAGCAGGCAAACAGAACUGAUCAACAAAGCAAAAAUUUUAUGUGAGUGUUUGAUGACAUCAGAAGGUAUUGAUCUAAAAUUUGAGGAAGCCUUGUGCUUGUUUCUUCUUGGCCAGGGUAAUGAGGCCCAAGUUGUUGAAAAGUUUCAUCAGCUAGAAUUAAACUCAAAUCCUGCUUCGCGGAGUUUACUCCCAGGGAAGGAGAUAACCGAUGUCUCUGGCACAAAACCAUCAUUGAGACAGGAAAAUUGGAUGCUAAGCCAUGUAGCACUCCUAUGGUUCCCAACUUGCAACUUACAAAAGAUUGAUGGUGCAUUGUUUGGUGAUCUUGAGAAAUAUAGAAGACUGGAAACAUGGCUGAAGGAUUCAGUGCUUUCUGUCUUUCCAGAUACUAGGGAUUGCUCUCCGUCUUUGGUUAAGUUUUUUGGCGAUGAAAAAAGAACUCCUGGAAACAAAAAAGGGAAAGUAUCUCCACAAAUGAAUACCGCGCUAGAUCACAAACCAUUGUCUGUUAUUGCAUUGAAACAAAUGGAUCAUGGGGAAUCUCUUCCAAAUAUGAACUCUACUCAACAUUUUGGGUCUGCUGUUAAGCAGUUGGCUCCAACUGAUUUGCGAAGCUCAUUGACAUUGGGGAAGAAUGUCAGUGGAGGCAAUGUUAAUGAAUCAUCUGUUCAAUUGAAAAGGAUCCUUGGUGCACAAAAUACUAGAGGUUGGGAAAGUUGGUUAACCUAUAGUGAUGUUGUUCGAAAGAUCACUUUUGUUGGAGUACUGAGCUUCAUUUUGUUUUUUACCUUCAAGUUGUCUGGCAUGAAUUUAAGAAGGACAAGGAUUGCAUCUAAAUUGGCCUUCAGUAAACCUAGAAUGAACAGUAGUUCCCUUGUUUGCGCAACAGAUCUCUCCUUCGAUUGCAAUGUAGAGCCUGCUUAUAUUGGGGGAAGUAGCAUUGCUGGAAGGAUGAAAAAGCUGUUGGCAACGAUUAGAAAGCAGUUCCAGAAUCAGUCAGAUCCUAGAAAAUUGCACAGUGCAGGGCUUGCUGCCAAUCAUUCAUCUCUCAUGACAACAAUAUCUAGGAAGCAGAUGCCUGUUGAAGAAGCUGAAGCACUUGUUAAGCAAUGGCAAGAAAUUAAAGCUGAAGCUCUAGGGCCUAGCCACCAAGUCCAUAGCCUCUCUGAAGUCCUUGAUGGGUCGAUGCUAGCACAGUGGCAAAGUUUGGCUAAUGCAGCAAAAGCCAAGCCCUGUUAUUGGAGAUUUGUUUUGCUAAAAUUAGCAGUGCUGCAAGCAGACACUUUGUUAGAUGAAUAUGGGGUGGAAAUGGCAGAAAUUGAAGCUCUCCUAGAGGAAGCAGCUCAGCUUGUUGAUGAAUUUCAGGAAAAGAAUCCGAACUAUUAUAGCAUCUAUAAAAUUCAUUAUGUUCUUAAAAGGCAUGAUGAUGGUUCAUGGAAGUUCUGUGAAGGUGAUAUUCAGACACCAUUAUGACAUCACACCUGUUUGCAGAAAGCAUGAGCUUGUAACGAUUACUGAUUUCCUGCUAACGUGUCUUCUUCAUUUCCAUUUCUAAAUAUUAUAAAUCGAUAGGGUGACAGCGAUUGUUUACAUAUAGUGUAAAUAUCGAAUGGGUAGAGGAAUUCCAUUUGCUGCUUAUCUUUACUGUAGUGGUUUUAAUUGAUGCUUACCUAGGGAAUUAAAUUAUUUUUGGACGUUCGUCUCAAAAUUCAGAAGACAUUGACAAUUUACUUCUAAAUCUUUACUGUUGUGUUUUUGGUAGUGCAAUAAAUCUCAAUCUUAUUAAA